Eurytemora carolleeae is the source of this 2331-nucleotide messenger RNA. RefSeq lists its product as uncharacterized. The record is from RefSeq and is a predicted model, not a curated record. NCBI's taxonomy places the organism in Eukaryota, Metazoa, Arthropoda, Copepoda, Calanoida, Temoridae.
GUACUGAAUCAGCUGGGAAAUCAGGAUCUUCACUCUUCACUCUUCAGUUGCAUUUGAGGAUCCGAGGCGUGAGCACACGGAUAGUUCAAAACUGCAAAAUAAGUGAAAUAUUCUCGACUUUGAAAAUUUUUCAAAAAAGAAGAAAACAAUCUAAAGUUACAUCAGUGCUGUUUGGAAGAUAAUAUAUUACCCUUUUUCACAGCAUGGCACCUUGCUAUAAUAAUAUGAAAAAUCUACAUUAUAGAACUCAAUCUUUGCCUGAAGCUGUUUACACCAACCACAUGCUUCACAUGGCUCAUCAAGAGUAUCAUCAAGCACACCUCCAGGCUAUAAAUGAUAAGCUACAUAGCACCCAUCAUUCGUCGGCCAUUAAAAAACGAAAUAAUAUUCGUCGUUCUCAAACAAAUGUGUGUGAUAUCGUGCCCAGCGUUCCUCAUCACAGAGCCCCUCUCACCGCAGGGGUUUAUGAAGCAUUUUUACCCCCUCCUAAUCUUAAUGCCAUUGGGCUCCCUGUUGGCACUUCAAAUAUUAAUCAGUCCAGAAACCGAACUCAAUCUUUUUAUUUGCCGAACUAUCUCCGACCUACAUCUUUAAGUCAUCAAAACCUACAGAUGGGGAGCCAACAAAAUUUGUGUAUGCCCGACCAAAUGAUGGGUCACUAUCCAAUUCAUCAUGUGAAAGCGUUGAGCCAUAGAGAGUUAGGAAUUAUGAACGAACAGAAAAACCUAUCUCAGUCCUGGUAUCAUAGGUCGGCUCCCAAUAUAUCCCAGAACAUGAGCUCCCCACAAUCCCUCACCACCCCCCUCUUCGUAGACUGCAGUGUGGAAUAUGACCUAGGAGAUCACCCUCCUGUACCCGCUAAUAGUGAACCCCUACUCUCCAUCCACCCGGAGUACAUGGUUAAAACCCGAUCAGUCAAUUCCAGUCCCUAUAGUAUGUACCAAAGUUCUAAUCAUAUAAGAACGGGUAAGAUCAAGGGUUUAAGUCCUGCGGAUAAGUCUGAAAAUCACAAAUCCCUACCGGAUAUGGCAGCUAGCUAUAAUCGACGAACCCAUCAACAGAGGUACGGCAUGGUUCGAAGAACAAAUAUACCUCGAUCUAGUCCCAAAUCUAUCUCCGAUCCCAAACUAGAAGCGACCAGAAAGUUGUCAGUCGAAUCCCGGGAUUCUGGAAUAGGUUUGAUGAAAGACCCGGCCCUUGGGAGCUCCGCCCACCCUUGGUAUUUCUCUCCACCCACCUGUGAUAUUGCUCUGGGACAGCCUGAGCAGCCUGCCCAGCCACCUCUACCUCAACAAACAGAUUAUACCAACAAGUUACUCACGGAGAACAACAAAAGAUUUGCGUUUACAGAUUUGGUUAACGGUCUACUGUGCUGUUCCACUCCAGGAUAUGCUCCGGAUCUAAACAUGUCAUUUCCCGAGGAGAAAAUUGGAGACUGGACUCCCCUUGACCGGAAGCUUGGGGAGUGGACCACCCCCAUGGACCGAAAAGCCGGGGAGUGGACCACCCCUCAGGACCGGAAGAUGGGUGAUUGGACCCUGGACCGGUUCGGGACUCCCUGGAGGGAUACCAGGACCAUGGAAUGGGUCCUGCAAGCUAGUCAGCAGAAAGGAGGAGUAGGAGGAGGAGGAGAAUGUCGAGGAGCUAAUACCGUAUACUGUGGUCAGGACUGCGGUGACGGAUUCUGCUACAAUGUUUGGAACAGUAUGGUUCACGUCUAGGAGCACCGUUCCAUGUAACAUGGUUUCCGUCUAGGAACAUUGUUUCUUUGAACAAUAUGGUUCCUGUUCCUCAGAACUUUACAUGCAGUCAUUACAUGAGAUCCAUACUUUUCUUCCUAAACAAUUACAUGCAGUGAUUUCAUCCAGGCCUAGUGUUUAAUCCUGAUCAAGGAUUUCCUCCAGGACUAGUGUUUAAUCCUGAUCAAGGAUUUCCUCCAGGCCUAGUGUUUAUUCCUGAUCAAGGAUUUCCUCCAGGCCUAGUGUUUAAUCCUGAUCUAGGAUUUCCUCCAGGCCUAGUGUUUAUUCCCGAUCGAAGAUUUCCUUCCGGCCUAUGUGUAAUAAAGGAUUUCCUUCUUGAUUUCUGAUUUGAAAAGAAGUACGCGGAAACAUUUACGAUCGUGACGGACCGUUACCAGAUAGAAACCUUUAACAGUCCGUCCUUCUUCCUCCAUCCCCACUCCCCUCAACAACCUUCCUUCCCCCUCCACCCCCCCCCCCCCCCCCACUUCCAGUCCUUUGAAUUCUAAAAUUUAGCCCCGCAUUUGCCCUGGAUACAUGGAUCUAAUUCGUUGAUUAAAAUUCCUGCAACGAUCGUCUAGAUCAGAUCGUU